GCGGUGCUCGGCGGUGGCGACGAGCUGAGGUGAUUCCGAGCACACCGAGGGAGGCUCAGAGAGUAAACAAACCGGACAUCGCAUCGAAACACUCGCCGAGAUGGGGAACCGGGGCAUGGAGGAUCUGAUCCCCCUGGUGAACCGCAUGCAGGAUGCCUUUUCCGCCAUCGGCCAGAACGCCAACCUUGACCUGCCUCAGAUUGCGGUGGUGGGCGGACAGAGUGCUGGGAAGAGCUCGGUGCUGGAGAACUUCGUGGGGAGAGAUUUCCUUCCACGCGGUUCUGGCAUCGUGACUCGUCGACCUUUGGUCCUGCAACUGAUGAACUGUCCCACAGAGUAUGCCGAGUUCCUCCACUGUAAGGGCAAAAAGUUCACAGAUUUCGAUGAGGUUCGACAGGAGAUUGAGGGUGAGACUGACCGCAUGACGGGCGCCAACAAGGGCAUCUCGCCCGUUCCCAUCAACCUGCGGGUUUACUCCCCCCAUGUACUCAACCUGACACUGGUGGACCUCCCGGGCAUGACCAAGGUGCCCGUGGGCGACCAGCCAGCCGACAUUGAGGCUCAGAUUCGAGAAAUGUUGAUGCAGUUUGUCACCAAGGACAACUGCCUGAUGCUCGCCGUCUCGCCGGCUAACUCAGAUUUGGCCAACUCGGAUGCUUUGAAGAUUGCCAAAGAGGUCGACCCUCAGGGUAUGAGAACCAUCGGUGUGAUCACCAAACUGGACCUUAUGGACGAGGGGACGGAUGCCAAGGACAUACUGGAAAAUAAAUUGCUUCCGCUCCGAAGAGGUUACAUUGGCGUGGUGAACAGGAGCCAAAAAGACAUAGAUGGCAAGAAAGACAUCACUGUUGCCUUGGCCGCCGAGAGAAAGUUCUUUCUGUCCCACCCCGCCUACAGGCACCUGGCCGAACGUAUGGGCACGGCCUACCUGCAGAAAAUCCUCAAUCAGCAACUCACCAACCACAUCCGGGACACGCUGCCGGCUCUGAGGGCCAAGUUGCAGAGUCAGCUCCUCUCCAUCGAGAAGGAAGUGGAGGAAUACAAGAACUUCAGGCCAGACGAUCCGUCCCGCAAGACCAAAGCUCUGCUCCAGAUGGUGCAGCAGUUCUCCGUUGACUUUGAGAAGUGCAUCGAAGGCUCCGGGGACCAAAUCGACACGGCCGAGCUGUCCGGCGGCGCCAAAAUCAACCGCAUCUUCCACGAGCGCUUCCCGUUCGAGCUGGUCAAGAUGGAGUUCGACGAGAAGGAGCUCCGCAAGGAGAUCAGCUACGCCAUCAAGAACAUUCACGGCAUCAGAACUGGCCUCUUCACCCCGGACAUGGCCUUUGAGACCAUUGUGAAAAGGCAGAUUGGGAAGAUUAAAGAGCCGUGCACCAAAUGUGUGGAUAUGGUCAUGUCUGAGCUAGUCAAUACGGUUAGGCAAUGUACCAAAAAGCUGGCUCAGUACCCAAUGCUGAGAGAAGAGAUGGAGAGAAUCGUCACUCAGCAUAUCAGAGACAGAGAGAACCGCACUAAAGGCCAGGUGCUGUUGCUGAUCGACAUCGAGUUGUCGUACAUGAACACCAACCACGAGGACUUUAUCGGCUUCGCCAAUGCUCAGCAGAGGAUCAGCCAGAUGAAUAAGAAGAAAGUGGCCGGCAAUCAGGAUGAGAUCAUGCCGGAGAGAGGAGUUAACGAUCGGUUCAAGGUGAUUCGAAAGGGAUGGCUGACCAUCAACAACAUCAGCAUCAUGAAGGGCGGAGCCAAGGAGUACUGGUUUGUCCUCACCGCUGAGUCUAUGUCCUGGUACAAGGAUGACGAGGAGAAGGAGAAGAAGUACAUGAUGCAGGUGGACAACUUGAGACUGCGGGACGUGGAGAAAGGCUUCAUGUCCAGCAAGCACAUUUUCGCCCUCUUCAACACCGAACAAAGGAAUGUGUACAAGGACUACCGUCAGCUGGAGUUGGCCUGUGAGAGUCAGGAAGACGUGGACGCGUGGAAGGCCUCUUUCCUCCGAGCCGGCGUGUACCCUGAACGCGUCACGGACAAGGAAGCCAAGAGCGAUGGAGGCGACGAAAAUGGCUCGGACAACUUUAUGAACAGCAUGGACCCUCAGCUGGAGCGCCAGGUGGAGACCAUCCGCAACCUGGUGGACUCCUACAUGGCCAUCGUCAACAAAACAGUCCGCGACUUGAUGCCAAAGACCAUCAUGCACCUCAUGAUUAAUAACUGUAAGGAGUUCAUCAACGCCGAGCUGCUGGCCCAGUUGUACUCGUGCGGGGAUCAGAACACUCUGAUGGAGGAGUCCCAGGAGCAGGCGCAGCACCGCGACGAGAUGCUGCGCAUGUACCACGCCUUGCGCGAGGCGCUCAGCAUCAUCGGCGACAUCAGCACGACCACCGUCACCACCGCCAUGCCGCCGCCUGUGGACGACUCCUGGCUGCAGGUUCAGCGGAGCGGAUCCGGUGGAAGGUCUCCGGCUACCAGUCCCACUCCCAACCGCAGGGCGCCACCGGGCCCCCCUGCUCGCCCUGGUUCCCGCGGGCCUCCUCCCGCCGGUGGACCCCCGGUGCCCUCUCGCCCCGGGGCUUCUCCGGACCCUUACAGUGGACCCCCGCCCACCGUGCCCUCCCGGCCUAACCGUGCACCGCCAAGCGUGCCCAGAAUCACUAUCACUGACCAAUGAGGACUAACCCCUUCCUGCAAUUGAACCCUAGAAGAACUCUUUCGUUCCCUUCUUCAUGAGCGAGGCCUGGAUCCUUCCUCCUCAUCAUCCUCCUCUAUGCAACACCAACAAUUCUUUUUUUUUUUUUUGUUCAUGUCAAAUGAAAUGAAAGUUUUGAAUGAAUGAAUGAAUGAAUGGAAGGAACUGUUACUUGUUACAAAGAAGGCGGGAUGUGAUACAAAAAAGUGCAAUAUGUAGCAGGUUUCUUUGCUGGCAACAAGAAGAUGUUUUGUUUUCCUGCAAAAAUGAACAUCUUCACUUUUUUUUUUCUUGUCCCCUUCAUGAUUCUCUGGAUGAAAUGUUCACUCAUUGUUCUUCAAUAGUGGUGUGUUGUGUUUUGACCUUGUUCAUCAUAUCUUUGUUGCUUGUUCCAUCAUGUACAUACAAUAUGUGUCGUGCUGAUUAGAAGAGUGUGUAUUGCAGACAUAUUGAAGUGAUGUGUGUUUAAUAAUAAUAAUAAUAUUAAUAAUCAUGUUGGCAGGAUGUUUGAUACCAACAUUAGAUGUUUGUUUCCUCGUCCCCAAGAUAAUAAUAGUUUGUCCGAGUGUGGAUGAAAACAUGAAGGACCCUAUUUGUUCACUCAAUAAAAACUGCAGUAUACUGACUAACUAUACUUUUUUU
This is a messenger RNA of Entelurus aequoreus (snake pipefish), 3325 nucleotides long. RefSeq names its product dynamin 1a (gene dnm1a). The transcript is spliced from 24 exons. Lineage: Eukaryota; Metazoa; Chordata; Actinopteri; Syngnathiformes; Syngnathidae. Gene Ontology annotation, cellular component: microtubule; membrane; cytoplasm. The record is from RefSeq and is a predicted model, not a curated record. Gene Ontology annotation, molecular function: GTP binding; microtubule binding; GTPase activity. Bases 101 to 2665 code for a protein of 854 amino acids.